AAAGAGAGGGGGGAGGAAGGAAGGGGAAAGGAAAAGAGGAGGAGAGAGAUCUGGAGAAGAAGUUUGAGAAGAAAAGGAAGACGUUUCAUUGCGAAGGAAUAGCCGGAGGCUCAAGCGACGAAAAGUCUUUGUGGCUGGGGGGAACCGGGCGGAUUUUAACGGCUACCAGGGAGCCGCUCGGCCUCGCUGCUUCUCUUCGUGUGUACGUUUGUGUUAUCGGGCGGGGUAGAUGAGUUUGAGUCCACGAUGAGGAGCGACCCGAUUCUGUUUACUUCCAGCAGGGCAAUGGAGGAGUUGGUGUCCGAGCUUCGUCUGUUCCUGGAUCUGCUGGACAGGGAGUACCUGAGUGCUGGAGUCCGAGAGAAGAAGAUGCACCUCUCAAACAUCCUGCACAGAGUCCUGUCUGAUAAAGAGCCUUCAUUCAAGUCAGAGAUCCAUGGCGGUCUGCCGGCCCCACCUCAGAUGCCCCUUCCUGAGAUCCCUCACCCCUGGCUGGCUCCAAACAGUGGCCCUCCUCCUCUGCCUAGUUCCUCUCUCCCUGAAGGUUACUAUGAGGAGGCAGUUCCUUUAAGUCCCGGAAAGGCUCCUGAGUACAUCACCUCCAAUUACGACUCGGAUGCCAUGAGUAGCUCCUAUGAGUCGUACGAUGAGGAAGAGGAGGAUGGGAAGGGCCAGAAGAUGCAUCACCAGUGGCCAUCUGAGGAGGCAUCCAUGGAUCUGGUGAAAGAUGCUCGAAUUUGUGCCUUCCUGCUGCGCAAGAAGCGCUUUGGCCAGUGGACCAAACUACUCUGUGUUAUCAAGGAUAACAAACUGCUGUGUUACAAAUCCUCCAAAGACCACACCCCCCAGAUGGAGCUGGUCCUAUCAGGAUGCAGCAUCACACACAUUCCCAAAGACGGCAAGAAAAAGAAGCACGAACUGAAGAUCGUCCACCAGGGGGCAGACGCCAUAGUGUUGGCUGUACAGAGCAAAGAGCAGGCUGAAGAGUGGCUCAAGGUGAUGAAGGAGGUGUGUGUCAAUGGCAGCGUGGACUCAGAUGGAGCUGGAUCUGGAUCACCAGUACACAAACCUGAACUGGAAAAGAAGAUGUUGUGUGAAAGGCCGAGCUCUGAUGGUGAGGCACCACAUGAGAGUGGACAUAGUGAUUGCAAGGACCAAGAGACACACUCACCAACCAUAUUCUUUGAAGCAUCAUUGUCAGACUUCGGAAAGGGAAAGAAGAGCUCAAAGUCAGAGCAGAAAAGCGGGACAGUAGGGAAGGGGGCAGGGAAGAAGAUCACUAAGAUCAUUGGCCUGGGUAAGAAGAAGCCAUCCACAGAUGAGCAGACCUCGUCAGCUGAAGAAGACGUGCCCACAUGUGGCUACCUGAACGUGCUGUCAAAUAACCGCUGGCGGGAGCGCUGGUGUCGCCUGAAGGACAACCAGCUGCUUCUCCAUAAGGACAGGGACGACCUGAAGAGCCACAUGGCCUCACUGCCCCUCAGGGGCUGUGAGGUCAGCCCAGGUCUUGACCACAAACACCCCUUUGCCUUCCGCCUGUUGCGCAAUGGCCAGGAGGUGGCUGUACUGGAGGCCUCUUCCUCCGAGGCGAUGGGUCGCUGGUUGGGGGUUCUAUUGGCGGAAACUGGAUCCACCACUGACCCAGCCACCUUGCACUACGACUACAUUGAUGUCGAGACCACUGCCAAUGUGAUCCAGCUGGCCAAGCAGUCCUUCUGUUUCACUAGCAAGCGAGCUGUAUCCCCUAAUCCUUACCUGGACAACCCAGUGAACGGCUAUGCCUGCCCCACUGGUAUGGCUCUGCACUAUGAUGAUGUGCCCAUCAAUGAAACAGACACGGAGGUGUUAUACUCCAGUCCCGCCACAGGGGGGUGUGAGCUGAAAAUGGAGGUGCACUAUGAGAACGCUGAGCUCGAUGUGAACGUGCCCUCGCCCAAGCUGACUGCUCGCUCCUCUGCGAAGCCUUCCUCCCUCCCCGCCUCCUCCUCCUCCAUCUCUGCCAGCCACUACAAAACUCCCAUUUCUAAAAUCUCCUCUAAAUUCCUCGAUGCUGAUGUUAAAGCUAAAGACAUUGCCAAGCUUAAGGGAAAGAAAGGCCCUGUGACGAAUGGGACAACAUUGAAACAGAAGGCAGACCAGAAGAGCCAGCCCAAGAAGAACGGAGUCAAUGGGACAAAUGGAAAAGUGUCUGUGACACGCAGCAACUCCAAUGCAGAGAAAUAUAAGUAUGGUAAGAACCGUGUGGAAGCUGACGCCAAACGGCUGCAGGCCAAGGAGGAGGAACUAAUGAAGAGGAAGCAGGAGAUCAGGAACCGCUUGACAGUGCUGAAGAAGGACAGGAAAGAUCUGCGCUCUGCUGUGGAGGCCGCUGUUGGAAAACGUUCACAGGCAUCACUGUCUGAGCGACUGAAAAAAGUGGAGGAGGAAUGCAAGCAGAAAGAGGAGGAGCGGGUGAACCUGGAGCUGGAGCUGACAGAGGUGAAGGAGAGCCUGCAGAAGGCCCUGAGUGGUGGAGUCACCCUAGGCCUCACUAUCGGACCUAAAGCGGGCAGCUCUGGCCCCCAGUCACCUGUAGUGCAACGAAGAACCCAGGAGUCUUCUCCAUUUUCCAGCUGUGACACCAGCGACACCGAGUCCUGCUCCCUCCCAGUCAACAGUGCCUCACUGCUCCGCAGGCAGCAGGGCGGCCAGAAGGCCUCGCCAGUCCGGGGGCACGUCCUCAGGAAGGCCAAGGAAUGGGAGAUGAAAAAUGGCACAUGAACUGCUCAAGUCUUCACAUCCUUCGUAUCUUACUUACCUUUUUGUUUUUGAAAAAAAAUGUGUAUAUAUUUAUUUAAAAACUUUAUACAGUGAGACGUUGAGACGACACAAGCAUAGCAUUCACAUUGUUACUGAAAGAAAAUAAGUGUUGCUAGUUUUAGUGAAACUAAUCACAAAAUACAGGAAUGGCAACAUACAGGAAUGGCCUUUUUUUACCUGACAAUUUUAUACUAUUGAGCAUGCUUAGUGUAUUAAGUUGUGCAAACUGUGUUUUCUACGAGACUUUCUUUUAAAGCAGUGUAUCAUUUUACCUUUUCUCUCCACUCCAAAUGUGUUUAAGCACAUUCACAGCUUCGGUUCAAAAAGGUCAAAACCAAGUAUUUAUUUGUAAAUGUUACAUGGAAAUUCUAGCUUCCCUUUGUUUAUUUAUGUUGAUAUAUUUAAAGCUGUUGUGUAGCGUU
Molecule: messenger RNA, 3221 nt
Organism: Myripristis murdjan (pinecone soldierfish)
Lineage: Eukaryota; Metazoa; Chordata; Actinopteri; Holocentriformes; Holocentridae
Gene: afap1
Product: actin filament associated protein 1
Exons: 19
Coding region: 247-2760 (837 amino acids)
Cellular component (GO): cytosol
Molecular function (GO): SH3 domain binding; SH2 domain binding
Source: RefSeq, a predicted model, not a curated record